AUGGAGCCUCACAUGAUGGAGCCGGUGACGCUUCGCUCGUCUCCUUCACUGGAAGUGGCUCCAGUCCAGUCGGUCAGCUUGCAGGAGUUGAUGAGGGAUCUCCCACGCGAAGUUGUGGAGCAUCAUACGAUCGUAAAGCAGAAGCCCGAAUAUAAAACAGUGGAGAAGCACAUAGAGGUACCCGAGUUCCAGGUGUCCGAGCAGGUCCAGGAGGUUGUCACUCGCAUUACGCAGGAGAAGGUGAUCGAAGUGCCACAGACACACAUACUGGAAACCCUUCGGCAAGUGCCUGUUCCGGAAUACCAAGAGGUUGUGAGGGAGGUGCCUUUGCCCAUUUUGGAAGGAAGAGAGAUGGUGCAGGAGGUGCCGGCGGUUCUGCAGAAGGAGGUUGCAGUGGAAGUGCCCCAGGUGCAGGUUCUGGACUGUGUGAAGCAGGUAGCCCGCAUUGUGGAGCAGAAGGUGCACAAGCCUUUCGCAAAGCCAGUGUAUCAGUUCAGGGAACGCACCGUGGAGGUCCCACAGACACUCGUGCACGAACAGGUCACCGAGGUGCCCGUGCCGGCUCGUUGUGAGCUGGUGAAGCAAGUGGCCAAGGUCGAGGUGCAACAGGUGGAACGCCAAGUGGAGCGGCCCCAGAUCCAGCUCAUGGAGCGCUACGACGAAGUUCCCCAUGUCGAGGUCAGGGAGAACAUCAUCGAGGUCCCUAAAGUUCAGAUGCGUGAGGUCGUACGGCAGGUCCCAAAGGUGGAGGUGCAGUACGUCGAGAAGAAAGUUGCGAAGCCAGUCUUCGAAUAUGUGGAGCGGGUGGUUGAGGUUCCGCAAGUUCUCUACGAGGAGAGGAUUGUAGAGGUUCCCGAGGUUGAAAUCCGAGAGGUCUUGCGCAAGGUGCCCAAGACAUUCGUCCAAUAUGUGGAUAAGCGGAUCCCAAAGAAAGACAUCCGCUACUAUGAGCGUGUAGAAGAAAUUCCCGUUCACCUCCAGCACGAGCAACCUGUAGAGGUGACGCAGGUCAUGGGCGUGGAACAAGUUCGGCAGGUCGCAAAAGUGGAGUGGCAAGACGCUCCGAGAGAGUUCCCAAGGGUGCAGCUGCAGUCGCAGACGAAGCAUGUGGAGGUCCCUAUUCAUUUGGUCCAUGAGAAGCCGGUGGAGGUGGAGGAAGUAGCGGCCGUGGAUAUUGUGACCCAAGUGCUGCGACCGAAGUUUGAGCCGCGGGAGCGUGUGGUCCCAAAGAUUUCGACCGAAGUCCAGGAACGAGUGGUCCACGUACCACAAGUCCUUGUGGAGGAGCAGGCCGUGGAACUCCCACAAGCCAACCUUGUUGAAGUUGUGCGGGAGGAGCUCGCGCCUGUCUACCAGGAAGUUGUCAAGGAAGUUCCGAAGGUGGCCAUGAACUAUAUCGAACGUGUCGUGGAGGUAGAAACCUCCGCCGUGAACGAGAAGCAAGGCCCCAUUCCAGCAGGUAUGGCCGGUAUGGCAGGCAUGCCAGGCUACUCCUCACGACCUGGAACCAGGGCGUUUACUGGGCCCCCCCUGGGCAGUGCGCAGGUGUGGCCCCAGAGUUGCACAGUGCCCUCCACCGUUCGUGGCGCCGGCUCCAUCGCCAGCUCCCGAACACCGUCCCCGAUCCGACUGCAGCCGUCAGGUGUGCAGCUGUCAGGUGUGCAGCUCCAGAUGGAGCCCAUGGCAGGCCUGCCAAUGUACCAAUGCUACAAUUUGUCAAUGUACUCUUCUGGAGCUGGCGUAUCAAUGAGGUCCUUGCUCUGUUCGGUGGUGCAACUGUGCCGGCGGCGCUAUGGAGGCAGUCGAGGCGAUCUAGAUCUCAUGGGGCAAGGCAGUGGGCGCACUUUGAGCUUCUAUGUUUUCCAAGAUUUUUCCAUGCGAGAACAGCAGAACAGCAGCAACAGCCGAGAGUACGCUGCGGCCAUGCUCCUGUUCCAGGGCGACAUCAUGCUGCAGGGCUCUCUGGUCCGAUGGCGGCAUAGGAAAAGCAGCCAGGCGCCGCGCGCUGCGGUGACUCAGCAGAUGCGCUCAUCGACAUCACUGCAGGCAUCCGCCAGCAAUCUCUUUAAGGGCAAGAGCCGAGAACGAAGAGACUUCAGGCGUACACACAGUUUUGCAGCUUCGAUGGAGAGAUGUUCGACAAGCGGCAGUGCGAGGCCAAGAGAUGCGGCCAGGCCAGAGCGGCAUGAGCGGCCGGAUCCAAGGCGUGCAACACGUUCUUCGUCUCCUGCUCUCGAGACCUUUGUGCGGAGCACCAGCGAGCCAGUGAGGGACCAGACGAGUGAGAAGCAACAAGCGCAGCCGGAGAUGACUGAUGCGCAGCCGGAGCCUGUCGAGUCCGUGCAGCUGAGCGGCUUUACGGGCGACAGUGCUUGCUUGAAUGGCACCUUCGUGCCAGAUGGAAACACGGUGAAUGGCAAACAGGUUUACAGCCAGAGCCAGGGAGAAGGUCUCGAGUGCAUGUGGUACCACAACGGUGCCUGGCGCAUCGGCUCCUACAGCUGGUUCAGCAGCAAGGAGCUAGGCCGCUGCCACGCAUACGUGGAGACUAGCGCUCAAGACCUGGGCGAUAUAGCACCUUCUGAAACUUGGAUGAGCUGCGCGGGCACAGUGGGUGGAGACCCAGACGCGGACAAGAGCCUUUUCGAGCCUCAGAUGAGUGCGAAAGCUGCGAAGUUGGCGCUUGACAGCAUCACAAAGCGUUCAACGAGCAAGAAGACCUCGCAAGUGCCAGUGGGCAACACUCGGCUCGCCAACAUUCUAGCCGACCAGUCUUGGCGAAACGAUUUCGACCUGCCCCCAAUGACGCCUCCAAGCAAAGAGAGGGCGCAGUGGCGGUCGCAGGGCAGUAACGAGGAGGUGGCAAAUCCCGAACUGAGCGACCCGCGUGAGAAUGCAGAUUGUGGCAGCCAGUAUGCAAAGAUGGGCAGUGAAAAUCCUCAUGCGGCGAACCUGGACGGAGUCACCACGGUGCGGGCUGCAUGGGAGUUUGCAGUGGCUGAAGCGUUUUCAAUUCACAUCCUGCAGCAUGUAAAAGGCGUCAGUUUGUCAGCGCUCUUCCACCUGAAUGGCAGUGUCUUCCCAUUUGCCACAAAGGUUGCAUUUCCUUGUGCUGUAGUGGCAUUUCUGAUCAAAUAUGGAGAGGUUCAUGAGUGGCCAGUCCUUACGGACAUCCUGGCCCACACGGAGAUGGAUGCCACAGUCUACAACGCAUUCUCAACCCUUCUCGGGAUACUGGUCGUGUUUCGGACCGGGCAAGCCUACAACAGAUUUUGGGAUGGAAGCACGCUGACGCAUCAGAUGCGCGGGGAUUGGUUUGAUGCUGCCAGCAGCAUCAUCUCCUUCACGAGGACAUCCAAAGCAGAUGCCAAGAAACUCUGGGAGUUUCGACAAAUAGUGGUGCGCCUGUUCAGCAUGUUGCAUGCUCUCAGCUUGGCUGAGUUAGAGGAUGACGACGACGAGGAUGAUGACAGAUGGGCCUACCGUCUGCGUGUCAUCGAUGGCACAGGCAUCGAUGUGACCUCCUUGAAAUCCUUGAAGAAGGCAGAAUGCAAAGUCGAGCUGGUCUUCCACUGGAUCCAGUCGAUAGUGGUAUGCAGCAUCGAUUCUGGGAUCAUGUCAGCGCCGUCACCCAUCUUGACGCGAGCAUACAGCGAAUUGGCAAGUGGCAUGGUCAAGUUUCAUGACUGCCUCAAGAUCGCGCGAAUCGCAGUGCCAUUUCCUUAUUCCCAAGCCACGCUGAUGUUGUUGGUUAUUCACUGGGCCCUGACGCCCUUUGUCAUGACGCUGGGAACCCAGACCCCAGCCAUCUCGUGUAUCCUAACCUUCAUUACAGUCUUCAUCCUUUGGAGCUUGCAUUCGAUUGCCAUUGAGCUGGAGAACCCAUUCGGGGCAGAUGCCAAUGACCUGGACGUGCAUGACAUGCAGCACGAUAUGAACAACCGGCUCUUGCUUCUCUUGGACCCUAUCUCGGCGCAGCUGCCAUGCCUGUCGGGGCAGCAUGUGCAGGAUCAUGAGUGCUUGCUCGACAUGGAGCGAGAGCGGGUGAUGCCUUCAUUUGACACUCUGUGGAAGAACUUGGCCACGGAGGUAGAGCAAGGUGCUGACAUCAAACGCGGCCGUCGCAGCAUGGUUCAGCUCCGGCGAGGCUCUUUCAUGGCCAAGAAGUCGGUCAGCCAGGUGUCUCUUACCGAUUAUCAGAAGCGCGUUCAAGAUGUCUUGAGCUCGCCAGAGAAUGCAAAGAAGCCGGCAUGGCCAAGCUUCAUGGGCCGCAUGAUGUCCUCAGGUUCCAAGAAGUCGAAGAGAGCUGGCAGCGACAACUCGUUGCAGCCGGCAUCUACGUCUCCGGGAAAGGAUCUCAGUCAUGGCAAUUCGUCUGCGAGCUGCGGAACAGAGGCCAUGCUCGACUGCGCAUCGAAUGGCCAGCUUGAGUCGGUCAUGGAGUCCGAUGCCGAGAACACGCAUCCUUCCGACUUUUACUGUGGACCAGGGUCGUCGUCCGUGUAUUCCGGACCAUCAAGCCGCGGAAAUUUUCGUUCCGAAGGGUCCUCACCAAGGAAGGUUACGUCUUGGCGGGUGCCGCUUGACAUCGGACCUGGCUGCGAAGUGCAGCGCGCGGAUGCGGAGCCCAGUGGUGCAGUGCUCCAGCCGCAGGCUUCUGCGCAGCACUUGCGAAUGGACGGCUUGGUCAAGGAAGUGUAG
Molecule: messenger RNA, 4701 nt
Organism: Symbiodinium natans
Lineage: Eukaryota; Dinophyceae; Suessiales; Symbiodiniaceae
Source: the annotation of a GenBank genome assembly